AUGGACAGUGACAGCGACAGCAGCAUAUCUGAUGUGCUCGACCGUCGCGAGGAUGAGGGCUGGGAAGACCUUGAAGACGACACGGAGACCGUCACUGUGGUGUCACUAUUCGACAAGGAAACCUUUACAUCCGCCAAGGACAUGCUGUUGUCUUGUAAAGAGAACCAUAAUUUCGACAUCUGGAAGAUCAAGUCUGACUUAGGCCUUGACUUUCUGGAACUUAUCAAACUCGUCAACUACAUCAGAUCCGAGGUUGCUAGUGGGGACGCUCAGCCCAGCACCUCUGACAAAUCCCUCUUCGCGGACGACAAGUAUCUGCAGCCUGUAUUGGAGGAUGACGCGGUGUUGUACAGUCUCGACGAUGUAUUUGAGGAAGGCCCGCUGGAUUCUGCUACCAACGAGGUUGAUCAACUUCGUGACCAGCUUGCGCAGCUCACUAGCCAGUUCCAAGCAUAUCGCGAGGAGGUUCAAAGAUCACUUCUGGAGGAUAUCGACGCGAAACCAGUUCGGAGUACAGCAACAGCCUUGCCAGGACCAUCAGCAUCCCAACCAGGUCUCUCGGCUGUCGAUGCAGGCUACUUUGAGUCUUACUCAUUCAACUCGAUCCACGAGCUUAUGAUAAAAGACUCUACGCGGACAGACGCUUACAGGGACUUCAUCUACGACAACAAACACCUUUUCGCUGAUAAGGUUGUUCUUGAUGUCGGCUGUGGUACAGGUAUCCUGUCCAUGUUCUGCGCAAAAGCUGGUGCACGUCGGGUCAUCGCUGUAGACAACUCGGAGAUCAUCCACAAGGCACGCGAGAACGUCUUCCGAAAUAAGCUCGACAAUGUGAUCACCUGCGUGCGUGGCAAAAUCGAGGAAGUCAUUCUCCCAGUCCAACAAGUCGACAUCAUUGUCUCAGAGUGGAUGGGGUACUGCUUGCUGUACGAAACAAUGCUGGACUCGGUACUCUUUGCAAGAGACAAGUAUCUCAAUCCUGACACAGGACUGAUGGUACCGUCACACGCAGUGAUCAAGAUCGCACCCCUGGGAGACUCUGAUCUACGCAACUCACAUAUCGACUUCUGGCGCGAUGUGUACGGGUUUGACAUGACGGCGAUGCUAGAGAAAGCUCAUGAAGAGGCGCUCAUUCGAACACUACAAGCAGAGGAACUCGGUGGACAAGCAACAACGGUGUUGGAGCUCGACCUUCACACUGCCACCGUGGCCGAUCUCUCCUUCACGAAAAACUUCAGUCUCAAAUGGAACCCAUCUGCUGCAAAAGAUGGCGGCUGUUCCACCUCAGCGUCAAAGUCUGGCGCAAAAGUCACUAUCAACGGCACUGAAGGCAAGCUUACCGGUGAUCCCGCAGGUGUGGACAACAACAGCAGUCCUCAGCCCAACAUCGAUACCCACACUCAUCUGGAGGGCUUCGUGUUGUGGUUCGACACUCCCUUCGCCACUUCACGCCAAUCUGGCCUGCCUGUCUCUUCGAAAUGGCUUACUCUCUCGACUGGACCGUAUACGACCCCAACACAUUGGCAACAAGGCGUUCUACUCAUUGACGACAAUCACCACAAAACCGACCUACUUGCACUUGAUGAGGGAGAUGAGGUGACAGGGACAAUCAGCUACCGCAAGCAAAAGGAAGAGGGAAGUCGGGGCCUGGACAUCGAGGUCUCGUGGUCCAAAGCCGGCUCAGUCGAAGACAAGCCGAAUGGGGAGCAGUCGAGCGCAGAUGCGACUGUUCACGGCGCGAAGGACAAGAAGGACGCUUCUGGGCGCCAGAUCUGGUCUCUCGAGUAG
Molecule: messenger RNA, 1788 nt
Organism: Cyphellophora attinorum
Lineage: Eukaryota; Fungi; Ascomycota; Eurotiomycetes; Chaetothyriales; Cyphellophoraceae
Product: Ribosomal protein arginine N-methyltransferase rmt3
Exons: 1
Coding region: 1-1788 (595 amino acids)
Biological process (GO): peptidyl-arginine methylation
Cellular component (GO): nucleus
Molecular function (GO): protein-arginine N-methyltransferase activity
Source: RefSeq, a predicted model, not a curated record